Messenger RNA from Spirometra erinaceieuropaei, 726 nucleotides. The record is from the annotation of a GenBank genome assembly. Lineage: Eukaryota; Metazoa; Platyhelminthes; Cestoda; Diphyllobothriidea; Diphyllobothriidae.
AUGCGUGAUUUAAAGUGUCUGUUGUACUGCGAGCAUUCUUCCGACCGAAACAACUGCUGUGAUUUGCAAAUAGACAAAUUCACUGGGGACAUAUGGGUCGCGACCUCCGAAGGACUUCUCGUUUGCCCUGCUACAGGAGAACUCACUCAGAGGUGCUCGUUGACUGGUGUAAAACGUAUAGUUUACGUAAAUUCUCCAUGCGUUUGCCUCCAAUUCGAGCAUUCAAUUUCCCUCAUACAUACUCCCGAUCAGGUUUCGUCCUUCCCACUUUUAUAUUGUAUUACGUAUUCAUAGGUAUUAGACGAUCGUGAAUUCGAAACUCGAAUUGUUUGUGCAACAUUCUCACCAGAUCUCUCAGUUGGGGUUGUUUUGACAGGUAAACUUUUGGCAGUGUCUCACAAACUCCUUUUCUAGAUGACCAAAAAAUAAACAUUUUGAGCUCGUCCCUCGAGAUCAUGAGCGAAAUUGACCUAAAGCAGACCACAAGUGAUUCUCGUAAGUUUAUUGACAAAAGUCAUCUGAGAUUUCAGAGCACCUGGUGAGCGUCGGAUGGGGUAGCAAGGAAACACAAUUCAAGGGUCAAAAAGGACGGACAGAAGACACUUUUGAAACCCAGGUUUGUGUUGUUGUUCCGGUCUUACAUUUACAGUUCCGCCAUAAACCACUUUUCCACGCAGGUAGUGGAGAACAUGUUACAAAUUUCCGAGCCAUCGACUUGGAAAGUGA